This is a messenger RNA of Naegleria gruberi, 1179 nucleotides long. RefSeq names its product cysteine desulfurase family member. The transcript has 4 exons. The annotation marks the transcript as partial. Gene Ontology annotation, cellular component: cytosol; mitochondrion. NCBI's taxonomy places the organism in Eukaryota, Heterolobosea, Eutetramitea, Acrasida, Naegleriidae. The record is from RefSeq and is a predicted model, not a curated record. Gene Ontology annotation, biological process: iron-sulfur cluster assembly. Gene Ontology annotation, molecular function: cysteine desulfurase activity.
AUGUCGCUAAUCUACUUGGACUAUAAUGCUACCACACCAAUAGAUGUUGCAGUCUCCUCUGCAAUGAUUCCAUACAUGACCCAACAUUUUGGCAAUCCAUCUUCGUCUCAUCACUACGGCACUAUUACUAAGAAGGCAGUCACACGAUCACGUAUUCAAGUUUCACAAUUGUUGAAUUGUCAUCCCGAUGAGGUGAUUUUUACGAGUGGAGGAACAGAAAGUAAUAAUUAUGCAAUCAAGAAUGCCCUGUUAAACUCAAGUGAUCGAAUCAUUCAUUGUAUUACAUCUAGAGUUGAACAUCCUUCAGUGAUGGAAGUUUUCAAAUUUCUAGAACAAAGAUAUAGUCGAGUAAGAGUAACGUAUUGUGGUGUUGAUGAGAAUGGCACGAUUAGAUUGGACGAAUUUAAAAAUGCACUGAGUAGGGAGACUCUUUUGGUUAGUGUCAUGCAUUCGAAUAAUGAAGUUGGCACACUGCAACCAAUUAGAGAAAUUGGAAAAUUAAUUAGAAGUUUUGAAAAGGAGAAUCAAAUGGAGAGAAAUUCAAUCAUUUUACAUACAGAUGCUGCUCAAAAGGAUAUCACACCGGUUCACCUACUUUCUGUAUGUACACACAAAUUCUAUGGUCCAAAGGGUGUUGGUGCCUUAUUUAUCAGAAGAAAUUGUGGCAUUCAAUUAGAGAAACAAGUGCAUGGAGCUUCUGUUCAUGAGAGAGGAUACAGAAGUGGUACUGAGAAUGUUAUUCUAGUUGUUGGAUUAGGUAAAGCCUGUGAGCAAUGCCUUAUUCAUAUGGUUGACAGAGUUGAACACAUGUUUACAACAAGGGAGAAACUUUACAAUGGAUUGUUAAACAACUUGUCAAAUAUUGUACAAAUCAAACUGAAUGGUCAUCCAGAGAAGAGACUUCCAAACACUUUGAAUAUUUCUUUUGCUGGAAUUGAGGCUAAUACAAUUUUAGAUGAUCUCUCCCAACACAUUGCAGCAAGUGCUGGUUCAGCUUGCCACUCUUCAUCUCAUGAGGAAGGCGCAGAGAAGAAAAUUGUAAUUUCACAAAUAUUGGCUGAAAUGGGAGUGGAUGUAAAUAUUGCUAUGGGAACUAUACGUUUCUCAACUGGUUUAUUAUUGACAAAUGAUGAGGUUGAGAGUGCUAUUCACCAUGUUACUGAUACUAUUAGCAAAUUG